Molecule: messenger RNA, 3302 nt
Organism: Heterotrigona itama
Lineage: Eukaryota; Metazoa; Arthropoda; Insecta; Hymenoptera; Apidae
Source: the annotation of a GenBank genome assembly
AUGACUCUCCUAUAUAAAGAAAUUACUAAAGAAAUGGAACAUGAGCAAAUAGAUGAAGUUGAUGAGAAUAUGGAAGAGAGUAGCAAUGACAGUGAAGAAGAUUCAGAAGACAAUGAAGAAGAUUCAAUGGAUAGUGAUGAAAUAGAAGAAAAAGAAGAUCAGGAGAAUGAAUCUAGGAUAUAUCUUCCUGGAAAGCCUCUAAAAAGUGGAGAAGAACUUGUUGUGGACAAGACAGCAUAUCGAAUGUUACAUCAGUCCCAAUGUGGCGCUCCUUGUCUUAGUUUUGAUAUUAUUUUAGAUGACUUGGGUAAUAACAGAGAAGAUUACCCACUAAGUAUAUAUCUUGUAGCUGGAACUCAAGCUGCUAAGACACAUGUUAACAACCUCCUUGUUGUGAAAAUGAAAAAUCUGUAUGGUAUAAAAGAUGAUUCUGAUGAUGAGUCAGAUGAUGAGUUCAAUGAUGAGUUAAAUAAUGAAAGUGAUACGAAUACACCAGUUAUGUCUGUUGCACCAAUAAAGCAUCAAGGUUGUGUCAAUAGAAUUAGAUAUACAAGAAUUAAUGAAAAAGCUUUUGCUGCAAGUUGGAGUGAAUUAGGGCGUGUACAUAUUUGGGAUUUGAAUAAACAGUUAAACGCACUUGAUGAUGAUGAAUUACUUCACAUAUAUCGUAAAAAUUGUGAAAAAAAUGAUGGGAGCAUCAAACCACUAUUUAGUUUUAAAGGACACCUUUCAGAAGGAUAUGGACUUGAUUGGUGUUCAACAGAAGUAGGCAUGCUAGCUUCUGGCGAUUGCAAGGGUAACAUCCAUAUAUGGCAUUUUAAUAAUAGCAAUAAUUCUUCAAUUUGGCACGUGGAUCAGAGGCCUUAUAAUUCACAUGCACCGCACAGUGUUGAAGAUAUUCAAUGGUCACCUAAUGAAAAACAUGUACUUGCUUCAUGUUCUGUUGAUAAAAGUAUCAAAAUUUGGGAUAUAAGAUCAAGUCCACAAUCUGCAUGUAUGCUAACAGCAUCUGGCACACAUACUGCUGAUGUUAAUGUUAUCUCAUGGAAUCGUAAAGAAAGUCAAUUUCUUGUAUCUGGUGGUGAUGAUGGUUUAGUUUGUGUAUGGGAUUUACGUCAGUUUGGUCCUAACGGUUCAAGCCCAUUAGCCAUGUUUAAGCAACACACUGCACCUGUUACAACGAUAGAAUGGCACCCUCAAGAUGCCACUGUAUUUGCUUCUGGUGGAGCCGAUGAUCAAAUUACUCAGUGGGAUUUAUCAGUAGAAGCUGAUGAAUCAGAAGAAAUAGAAUAUAAUGAAUUAAAGGAACUGCCACCACAGUUGUUAUUUAUACAUCAAGGUCAAAGUGAUAUAAAAGAAUUACACUGGCAUCCUCAAUGUCCUGGUACUAUAAUAUCAACAGCACAUUCAGGAUUUAAUAUAUUUCGUACAAUUAGUGUAUAAUCUAUUUAAUAAAAUGCAAUAUUUAUAAAGUAAUUUUUAUUAUAUUGAAUUUUUUUGGUAAUUAGUAAUUUUUUUUUUUUUCGACGCGUUAAAGUAUUUUUAAAUAUUUCCAUCUUGUCUUUGUGCCAAAAAAUUUUCGAAGACAAAUUACUAUUUAAAAAAUGACACAAUAAAUAAGAAAUAUUUACAGUAAUCUUUUACGGCAUUUUAAAAAACUAAGUUUCUUAAAGUUUCUUAAUUUUCGCAUUUUUAAUUUCAUUAAAAUAUAGUUAUGUCUUCGACUAAUUUAGAAUCUAGAAAUUUAGAUUGAUUGAAUGAAAACAUAAUCAUUUGACAUUAUUUUAUUUCAAUUAAAUUAAGUAUUUAAAAUAGAAAUCUGCAAGAAUAAUAAAAUAAUAAAUAUACUUAAUCAUUCAGUAAGAAUUUAAAAUGUUCUAUUAAUCAUUUUCUACAAAAUAUGUAAAUACAAAGAAUUUAAUAAGUACUUGAAUAAGUUCCGCCGCUCACUAUAAUUAAUAUACCAGUACUGUGUACAGUAGUUUAAGAUGGUGACACAUCUAUACAAGUACUAUGAGCAAGCUUUAAGAUUCAGUACAAGUCAUUUGAAUGCAUUGUCAACAUUUUUCUAUUGUAUUGAAGAUGUCAAAUUUCUGCUGAUAAAACAAUAUUUGCGGAAGGUUUUACUCCAUUAUUUCAUUUUACAGAAAAGUAAAUUCAAAGAACUUGUAGAGAAUGGUUUUAACGAUUUCGAGAAGGUGACUAUGAUGUAAAAGACAAAAAGCACUCUGGUGCACCGAGAAAGUUCGAAGAUGAAGAGUUGGAAACAUUACUGAAUGAAGAACCAUAUCAAACGCAUAAAGAAUUAUCAAAAUCGUUAAAUGUUGAUGAAUCGACUGUAAGCAGGCAUUAGAAUAGCAAGAUUUAUUCAUAAGCAAGACUAUUGCAUGCCAUAUGUUUUGAAAGACAGAGAUGUUGAAAGACGUUUAAUUAUGAAUUAUUGUUUCAAAGACAGAACAAGAAGUCAUUUUUGCAAUUGUUAUUUGCAACGAAAAAUGGAUUCAUUACGAUAAUCCGAAGAAAUUAAAGUCAAGAGCAAAACGGAAUAUUCAUGGAAGUAAGAUCAUGUUGUGUAAUUAAUGGGAUCAACAAGGCGUACUGUGAACUGUUGGAACUGGAUCGUCACUGCUGUUCGUUAUAAAAAGCAAAUAAUCAAUUUGAGUCGUGCAUUGAAAGAAAAAUGUCCACAAUAUGCCAAAAGGCAUGACAAAAUCAUUUUUCAACAUGACAAUGCUUGACCGCAAAUAGCAAGACCAGUCAAAGAGGCGUUAGAACAUCUUGGAUAGGAUGUGUUGCCUCACCAGACCUUGCUCCAUCAAGCUAUCAUCUAUUUCAAUCGAUGCAGCAUAGCCUUUCGGAACAACAUUUCACUUCUUACAAGGAUAUCAAAAAUUGAUUUAAUGAAUGGAUCACUUCAAAAGAAUAACAAUUUUUUUUUUAUCAUGGAAUUCAUUUUGCCUGAAAAGUGGCAAAAUGUUACAGCCGUCUAAUGACGGCAAAUAUUUUGCAUGGGGUGUUGUUUAUUUUUCUGUGUUAAUCUUAAGUUAACAAAAAACGGCAGAAACUUAUUCAAGUACCCAAUAAUUAUUUCUUUUCUUAUGUUUAUAUUUCCAUUUCCAAAUAAUCUAGUUUAUGAUCAGAAAUUAUUUAAUGUAAUAACAAAUAAUAUUUAAAUUAAAUGGUAUUUAAAGCUUAUUUUUCAUAAGUUACUUCAUAUAUCAAGAUAUAUUUCACUUUAAAUUUCAUUUUCUUAUUAUUUCAUAUACAUAUAAUACAUAAAAAUAUAAUUUAUUUAGAUAUAA